GCCCGAUUUUCAGUCAAUCACGUAUUUAAACGGAUCGAAGAAGUGUUGACAGAAUCAACGAUACGCGUUCUCUUCUUCUCAAGUACAAAGGAUCUCAAGAAUCAAGUAGACUCAAGGAUCAAGUAGACGAUAGGUGAUGAAGGGGAUAUACGUAGUCGCCGUUGCCUUUUUGGCAUCUUGGAGCGUAUGUGUCGCAAAUCAAUCAUCUGUUGAGAAGACAAAACCUCAGGACGAAAUUUUUAGGAAAUGCCCAUAUCCGGAUAUAAAUCCGAAAAAUACUACAACCAACAUUGCGCAUGAAAGCGACUGCACCAAGUUUUACAAAUGUCUCUUGGGUAGAGGAACCGAGCAAGAAUGUCCCUUGAUGUGGAAAGAUGAUCCAGUAAAAAGACUGCAUUACAACAGAGCCCUUCAAGUCUGCGAUUGGCCGUGGGAGGCCGGUUGUGAAAUCUGUCCUCCAAAGGAUGACAAUGGCAAUUAUCCGCCAGAAUCUUGGAUAGCAGAUCCAGAAUCUUCAAGUUGUAGAUCAUACAUCAUAUGUAGAGAAGAUGGUCGACAGGUGUCUGGUACUUGUCCAAGAGGUACGUGCUUCAGUCGCACAUGUCAGGGAUGUGUUACGAAUCGAGCGAAUGGAAACUGUAAAAACGAUACUUCUCCUGGAAUCUCGACAACAAGCACUUCUCCUGAAAUCUCGACAACCCCGACAACUUCGACCACAUCGGGUCUUAAAUGUGAAACCGGAAAUCGAAAAAAACAUGAUUGCGACUGCGCCAAGUUUUAUCAGUGUUACGGUAAUGAGGAUUGGAUCCUACAACAUUGCGAUGGCGGUCUACAUUUCAGUGCCACAGCGUUGGAAUGCCAGGAACCAGACAUAGCCAAAUGCCUGAAACCAGAGAAUUAAAAAAUCCGACGGUUAUCCGCCAAGCCUCUUUCCAAGAAUAAAUGACGUCACACGAGUGUGGUCGCAAAUUUACAAGCCAAUAUAGAAAAAAAGAUACAUUGUUUAAUUAUCCUUCAAAGAGAAUAAAGAUGUAGAACCACUCGAAAAAUGUAAAAUGCACGAAUAAAAAUGUCACUGAGAUGAUUAGA
Camponotus floridanus (Florida carpenter ant) is the source of this 1089-nucleotide messenger RNA. RefSeq names its product peritrophin-1. Bases 137 to 901 code for a protein of 254 amino acids. Gene Ontology annotation, cellular component: extracellular region. Lineage: Eukaryota; Metazoa; Arthropoda; Insecta; Hymenoptera; Formicidae. The record is from RefSeq and is a predicted model, not a curated record. The transcript is spliced from 2 exons. Gene Ontology annotation, molecular function: chitin binding.